Messenger RNA from Thyridium curvatum, 1302 nucleotides. RefSeq lists its product as uncharacterized. Gene Ontology annotation, cellular component: cytoplasm; nucleus. Gene Ontology annotation, molecular function: NEDD8 activating enzyme activity. The record is from RefSeq and is a predicted model, not a curated record. Gene Ontology annotation, biological process: protein neddylation. The coding region runs from base 1 to 1302 and encodes 433 amino acids. The transcript is spliced from 2 exons. NCBI's taxonomy places the organism in Eukaryota, Fungi, Ascomycota, Sordariomycetes, Thyridiales, Thyridiaceae.
AUGGCAGACACUCUGGCUGUCGCGCAGCCUGGGAGAUCAAGAUGGGAGUAUCUCGACAGGAUCCGGACCACCGCGGGUCCCUUCACCGACGCCGAGAGCCAUGACCCGGAAGAGGUCGUCUCAGUCGUGGAUCGCAUGUGCGUGCUGGUCAUUGGGGCGGGCGGGCUCGGCUGCGAAAUCCUCAAGAACUUGGCCCUCUCGGGGUUCAAGAACAUACACGUUAUCGAUAUGGACACGAUAGACAUAUCCAACCUGAACCGCCAGUUCCUCUUCCGCAAGGCAGACGUGGGCAAGUCCAAGGCCGAGGUGGCCGCCCGGUUCGUCGAGCAGCGGGUCAAGGGCGUCAAGAUCACGCCGCACAACUGCAGGAUUCAGGACUUCGAUGAGGACUUCUACAUGCAGUUCCAGUCCAUCAUCUGCGGGCUCGACAGCAUAGAGGCACGGAGGUGGAUCAACGCCACGCUGGUCGAAAUGGUCGACAUGGCGAACCCGGAGUCGCUCAAGCCUCUGAUCGACGGCGGCACUGAGGGCUUCAAGGGCCAGUCCAGGGUCAUAUUUCCCACCGUGACGUCGUGCAUCGAGUGCCAGCUCGACAUGCACGCGCCCCGUGCCGCCGUACCCCUCUGCACCAUCGCCAGCAUCCCCCGGCAGCCCGAGCACUGCAUCGAGUGGGCCCACGUGAUCGCUUGGGACCAGGAGAAGCCCUUCCCCAAGCUCGACAAGGACGACCCGGAGCACAUCCAGUGGCUCUAUCAAAAGGCCCUCCUGCGGGCGCUCGAGUUCAAGAUCACGGGCGUCACGUACUCCCUCACCCAGGGCGUCAUCAAGAACAUCAUCCCGGCCAUCGCCUCUACCAAUGCCAUCAUCGCCGCGAGCUGCUGCAACGAGGCCAUGAAGAUUGCGACGAGCGCCGCGAGCUUUCUGGGCCUCGAGGACAACUACAUGAUGUAUUCGGGCAACGACAGCAUCUACACCUACACCUUUAAGCACGAGAAGAAGCCGGACUGCCCUGUCUGCUCGGAUGAGAAGCAGGCCAGGCCCCUCGACGUCGACCCAAAUGUGACGCUACAAGAGUUCCUCGACUCGAUAGCUGCACGGCCCGAAGCUCAGCUCAAGAACCCGUCCAUCCGGGCAGACAACAAGACUUUGUAUAUGCGAUCACCUCCUAGCCUUGAGGAACAGACUCGGCCGAACCUCGAAAAGACUUUGAAGGAUCUCGGCCUACAGGACGGCUACGAAGUGUUAAUCACGGACCCGGCAUUCCCGACCCUGACCUUCAACUUCAUCUUGCGUUUCAAGUGA